Molecule: messenger RNA, 915 nt
Organism: Phytomonas sp. Hart1
Lineage: Eukaryota; Euglenozoa; Kinetoplastea; Trypanosomatida; Trypanosomatidae
Source: the annotation of a GenBank genome assembly
AUGGACCGCCCGGGGCUCCCGCCCGGGGUCGCGCGGGUGGAUCGACUGGAGUACAUUCAGCCGCAGUAUUUGUUCGACUGCCUGAACGCGCGGGCCCGGCUGCCGGUCGAGGGCUACCGCCUCGGGGAGGAGCUCCCGCCGCACGUCUCGCCCUUUACGGUUGCGAUUUCGAACGAGCCGGCGGACCUCGCGGCCGUCGAGGAGGCGCGGAAGUUCCACCCGCGGAUUGUGAGCUACGUCCCGGCCCGCGUCCACGCGAUUCGGCGGUUUCUUCAGCCGAACUACACCCCGCUCGAGGGCGCCGACGCCCCGCUCGCGAAGGACCCCGACGGCGACCUCAGCGAGGAGGAGGACCACGCCGCGCUGCCCGAGCUCGACGCCGACGACGACGUCUCGCUGGACGAGGCGGAGCUGCGGGAGGCCCGGCGGCGGCCCGCCUGGGGCGACGAGGCCGUCACCGAGAACGUCGAGCGGUCGAAGCUCUCCGCGUUGAAGGUGCGAAAGCAGCGGGAGCAGAAUACGAUGAACGCCCCCACCGACGAGGUCGUCGCCCGCCGCCGCCGGGCGAUCCUCCGCGCGAAGGAGCAGCGGCAAUCGGGCGAGACGACCGCGGCCCGCGCCCGGCGGAAGCAGCGCGAGGCCAAAACGCAGGACCGAAUCACGCGCAAGAUGCAGCUCCAGGUCGCCCGGAAGAAGGCGGCGCGGUAUUAUAAGAUGGUGAACGGCGUCGUCGAGAGCGGGAACAAAAAGGCCGCGAACCUGCAAGCGAAGGCGAAGCAUCUCGAACAAGGAAAGCUCCGCAAGGCGGAGGAUGGGAAGGGUCUGGUGAAUACCCGACUCGAGGCGAGGCGGGGGAAGCACAAGGAAAGGAAGCCGGCUAAUCCGUAUAAAAAGCUGCCGAAGUGGGUGCGUUAA